Sinocyclocheilus grahami is the source of this 462-nucleotide messenger RNA. RefSeq names its product protein FAM173B-like. The transcript is spliced from 4 exons. The record is from RefSeq and is a predicted model, not a curated record. Gene Ontology annotation, biological process: positive regulation of proton-transporting ATP synthase activity, rotational mechanism; regulation of mitochondrial ATP synthesis coupled proton transport; peptidyl-lysine trimethylation. The annotation marks the transcript as partial. NCBI's taxonomy places the organism in Eukaryota, Metazoa, Chordata, Actinopteri, Cypriniformes, Cyprinidae. Gene Ontology annotation, molecular function: protein-lysine N-methyltransferase activity. Gene Ontology annotation, cellular component: mitochondrion.
CUAGAGUCUAUGCCUGGACUGAGAAUCCCUUUCAGACUAAAGGUGCCAUUUUUACCUUCAACAAAAGAACAAACUCUAAAUGUUAUCAAGCUUCUAGAAGGACGCAAAGGCCAUCUGGCUGACCUGGGAUCAGGCGAUGGACGUUUGGCUUUUGCAGCACCGUCAAUGGGAUUUCAAUGCACAGGUUUUGAAAUAAACUCCAUAUUAUUGGCCUGUUCAAGGAGUAAAGCAUGGUGGCGUGGAGUACCGCACACUGAUAUUCAUUUCCUCAAACAGGACUUCUUGAAGAUGGGGGUUCUGGAAGAGUUGUUAAAGGAACUUCCUGAGGAUGCCAGAGUCAUUGUGUGCCGUUUCCCUUUUCCUCACUGGCCCCACAGCUGCACUGCUGGAUCUGGAUUAAACCAGGUCUGGGUUUAUGAUGUCCACACUGCUAGAGAACCGUCCAGAACAUCUUCUCACUAA